CAUCGCGUUCCCACCCGGUCAGACCGGGCCCGGAGAGUAGGUGUCCGCGGGUGCUUUUCGCCCAAGGGGUUGGCAAGGAAGUGAAGUCCACGAGACCGACGUUGACUCGUGGGACCCCGAGGCGAGGCCAGGGCCAGGCUUCCUUAUCUGCGGAAUCGCUCAGGCAUUUUGUACGCGUCGCCAGCCUCCUGAAGACUUGGGUUCUCCAUCUUUAAAGUGAAGGCGACAACCCCUUCCCAGUCGCUCUCCUGGGAAUGCAGCGAAGAACCGAGGGAAAAGCCAUUUAAGGAGCCAGGACUCUGUCUGGAGUCGGUCAGACCUGGAUUCAAGACCUGGUUUUGUCGUUUUCCAGCUCUGCAACCUUGAACCAGAGAGAGUCCUCCUCUCAAGGGGGGCUGGUGAUAAAAUCACACUUUGCUGGAGCGGUUGCUAAGAGGACUCCAUCGAAAGGGUUGAGAACAGUGCCCAGCACCGACGUGUUCAGUAAAGAGGGCUAUUAAUCUACAAGGUUUCCCUGUUGAAGAGCUGGCCCGCCCUGUCCAAAGAUGUGGGGUCACUGCUGCUCAACACCUUUGUUGGACCAGAUCCCUGCCAGCACGAUCCCAUGCUUGGACCCCAAGGUGGCCAUGGAGGCUGGCGGGCUCCCCCUGGAGCUGUGGCGCAUGAUCCUAGCCUACCUGCACCUGCCUGACCUGGGCCGCUGCAGCCUGGUGUGCAGGGCCUGGUACGAGCUGAUCCUCAGCCUGGACAGCACGCGCUGGCGGCAGCUGUGCCUGGGCUGCACCGAGUGCCGCCACCCCAACUGGCCCAACCAGCCGGAUGUGGAGCCGGAGUCAUGGCGGGAAGCCUUCAAGCAGCACUACCUGGCCUCCAAGACCUGGACCAAGAACGCCCUGGACGCCGAGUCCUCGGCGUGCUUUUCUCUGUUUUGCCGGAGAAGGGAGCGGCGGACCCUGAGGGUUGGGCCGGGCCGUGAGCUGGACAGCCUGGGCAGUGCUCUGGCCAUGGCCAAUCUGUAUGACCGGAUUGUGCUGUUCCCAGGUGUGUACGAGGAGCAAGGGGAGAUCAUCCUGAAGGUGCCCGUGGAGAUUGUGGGCCACGGGAAGCUGGGUGAGGUGGCCCUGCUGGCCAGCAUCGACCAGCACUGCUCCACCACGCGCCUGUGCAACCUGGUCUUCAUGCCGGCCUGGUUCUCCCCCAUCAUGUAUAAGACAACAUCCGGUCAUGUCCAGUUUGACAACUGCAACUUUGAGAAUGGGCACAUCCAGGUCCAUGGCCCAGGCACAUGCCAGGUGAAGUUCUGUGUCUUCAAGAACACCCACGUCUUCCUGCAUAACGUGCCCCUGUGUAUCCUGGAAAACUGCGAGUUUGUGGGCAGCGAAAACAAUUCCGUGACUGUGGAGGGCCACCCGUCUGCAGAUAAGAACUGGGCCUACAAGUAUCUGUUGGGACUGAUCAAGGCUUCUCCCAGCUUCCUCCCCACGGGGGACUCUGACUCCUUACUGCCCUUGGACCUAGAGAGCAGGGACCAGGCCUGGAGCCCAAGGACCUGUGACAUUGUCAUUGAGGGUAGCCAGAGCCCCACCAGCCCAGCAUCUAGCUCCCCGAAGCCGGACUCCAAGCCUGGUUCCCAGGAGGCAGAGGUGGGCAGUGAUGGGGAAGGGGUGGCCCAGACCCCUGACAGCAGCGACGGUGGUCUGAGUCCCAGCGGCGAGGAUGAGGAUGAGGACCAGCUCACAUACCGACUGUCCUACCAAGUGCAGGGCCCUCGCCCCGUACUGGGGGGCUCUUUUCUGAGUCCGCCGCUGCCGGGAGCCUCCAUCCAGCUGCCCAGCUGCUUAGUGCUGAACUCCCUGCAGCAAGAGCUGCAGAAGGACAAGGAGGCUAUGGCCCUAGCCAGCUCCGUGCAGGGCUGCCUCAUCCGCAAGUGCCUCUUCCGGGACGGGAAGGGGGGUGUCUUCGUCUGCUCCUAUGGUCGGGCCAAGAUGGAAGGAAACAUCUUCCGGAACCUGACAUAUGCAGUGCGGUGUAUACACAACAGCAAGAUCGUCAUGCUGAGGAAUGACAUUUACCGCUGCAGAGCGUCCGGCAUCUUUCUUCGCUUGGAGGGUGGCGGCUUGAUCGCUGGCAACAACAUUUACCACAAUGCGGAGGCUGGCGUGGACAUACGGAAAAAAUCCAACCCGCUCAUCCUGUGUAACCAGAUCCACCACGGCCUGCGCUCUGGCAUCGUCGUCCUUGGCAAUGGGAAAGGCGUCAUCCGGAACAAUCAGAUCUUCUCUAACAAGGAGGCUGGCAUCUAUAUCCUGUACCACGGGAACCCAGUUGUGAGUGGGAACCACAUUUUCAAGGGCCGGGCUGCCGGCAUAGCGGUGAACGAGAAUGGCAAAGGCCUCAUCACAGAAAACGUCAUCCGGGAGAAUCAGUGGGGAGGCGUGGACAUCCGCCGGGGCGGGGUCCCUGUGCUCAGGAGCAACCUCAUCUGCUUUGGCUAUUCCGACGGCGUGGUCGUGGGCGACGAGGGCAAAGGGCUGAUAGAAGGAAACACCAUCUAUGCCAACAAGGGCUGUGGUGUGUGGAUGAUGGCGUCCAGCCUGCCCCACGUCACCAGCAACCACGUCAGCUACAAUGGUCUCUACGGCGUGGCGGUGUUCAGCCAGAAGGAUGGCUCCGGCGAGCUCCCUGGAGGCCACGGCGCCCAGGAGAACUUCAGCGAGGACGGGGAUGCCAUCCUCUGGGAGACGGAGCUGGAGAAAGAGGACGAGCCGCUGCGCCGGCCCCUCGCCUUCGCGCUGGUGGAGUCGAACAGCAUUAACCACAGUGGGGCCUCGGGACUCUAUGUGCAAAGCAGCGAGGCCCUGCACAUCGUCACCAAUGUGAUCCAUGCAAACGGAGACCGCGGCAUCACCAUAGCCCAGAGCAGCCAGCUCACCCACGUGACCAACAACAGCAUCUCCUGCAACCGGCAGAGUGGAGUCAAGGUCGAGGCCCAGUGCAAGGUGGAGCUCAGGGGCAAUGGCAUCUACGACAACAGGGGCCAUGGCAUCAUCACCAAGGGUGACAGCACUGUUGUCAUCGAAAACGACAUCAUUGGCAACCGGGGCAGUGGGCUGCAACUGCUGCCCAGGUCUGACACAAAGGUAAUAAAGAACAGGAUCCACUCCUUCCGGGCCUACGGCAUUGCGGUGCGCGGCCGAGCCAAGGCCCUUGUGCAGGAAAACAUCAUCUUCCAGGGCAAGACCAACAAGACCAUCUUUCAGCAGAUCUCCAACAACAGAGAAUGCGUCAUGCAGAACAACAAGUUCCUGGUCUUCAAGAAAAAGUCUGACACAUGGCGUCUAGUGAACCCACCAGCGCGGCCUCACCUGGAACACUCUCUCAGAGGCCCGUCCGUGGCACACAGUGGGCAGAAGGUGGCCGCCAUGGCGACCCGGCUCACAGCCCGCGUGGAGGGUGGCUACCACAGGAACCGCAGCAUCUUCUGCACCAUCCUCUGAGGAUGGAGACUGCCUCCGCUCAGGCCCGGGCCCGGGUGACUCCGGGACAGUAGCCGCAUCCCUGCUCUCAGGGCCAGGCCCUGACAGGUGCUCACAGAGCUCGCCGGCCAAGGCCCUUCGAACGGUAGUGCAGUCCCGAGAAGACUCCAGGGCCGUCUCACCCUCCCGCCCUCCCUCCACCAUGUGAAGCACCAGGCUCCCAGGUCUCCUGGAGACGGAGAACAAGGCAUCUCUAAGACGCUUCUCCUCCACAGCCUGCAACAGGAAGGAGCUUGGAAAUGAGUGUCAGCAAGAAAAGAGGGUGGAAGUCAGUCAGUGGGCUUCCACGCACUCAAGCUCUGGUUGAUGAUGAAGGCUUGGGGACUCUGACGCUCCGUGAGGCUUUGGUCAAGGUGUUCUGUUGAGGUACAGGGAACCACCUCUCACACCAAAUACAAGCUCUUCUCAGGGAAGAGACCACUGUCCUACAAUCCUUCCCCUCUCCCAGACCUCUCUGCAUCCAGCAGGGUCACUACCACACCCUCCCAGCUGACUGGGGAGCCAGGCGUUGGCUUUGGUUGACUUAGACUCGGGCAUGGACCAGGGAGGCCCUCUUGGAAGAUGACCCCAGUGAUGGCAAGAGGCCACACAGAUAGUAGGGGUGCAUGGCAGUCACCUUCCUUCAAGUGGCUCAAGAGGACAGAUGGGUGCUAGGCUGGACAGGUGCAGGGCUGUCUCAAGGUGCCCCCCCAGACCCAGGAGGCCAAACCUUGGUGCCGGUUCUGAAGGAUUCAGGCUUUACAGACUCAGCCAGAAGAUGGACAUGCCGUGUCUGUGUGCCCCCACUCUGUGCCUGGCCUCGGGUUGUCUUCCUCUGGCAUGCCCUUCUCUGCCACGUCUACAGGGCCAGGUUUAGCUGACACACUGCCAUCUCCACACAGCACUCCCACGCCUUCCCUCUGCCUCCUCAGGGUCCCCAGCACUCCCGGCUUGUUGGCUUGUUUAGGGAGCUAUCCCUGUCCCACCCACUUGCCUGAGGUCUCCCAUCUGUGUCCCCAGGCCAGGGCAGGGUUGAUGGUAUGGGUGAGGAGGAAGGCUGGCUCCCAAAGGGUUUUACCAAACCGUGUUAAGGUCCCAGAGCCAGGUGGGCUCAGACCCCAAUUGCUAGAAGCAAGCUGGGCACAAGCAGCAUGGACUUGGGCUGCCUGCUCCGAUGCCACUUGGCUUUCCCUGUGGGGCCUUCACCAGCCUGCCGGGGUCGCUGUCACCCACUUGGAUGACAGCUUCCUAGGGGAGGCUGGUCCUGUGGGGCCCUCGGUGCUGCUCUGCUGAGUGGGGCGGGAGGGGAGUGGAGGGAGCCAACACUGGUUUCUCUCAGAAGGCCUUAGGCGCAGCACUGCCCUGCACUUCCCUCUGGCCCAUGUGAGUUGCUGUACAAAAUGCUGCCUUCAUUUUGUAAGAACUUUUCUGUGAAUCAAGUGCUUAAAAAAAAAAAGCCCUCCGUAAUGGAAUAAAGUACUCUAUUUUAA
This is a messenger RNA of Echinops telfairi (small Madagascar hedgehog), 5005 nucleotides long. RefSeq names its product F-box protein 10 (gene FBXO10). The record is from RefSeq and is a predicted model, not a curated record. The transcript is spliced from 12 exons. Gene Ontology annotation, molecular function: protein binding. Lineage: Eukaryota; Metazoa; Chordata; Mammalia; Afrosoricida; Tenrecidae. Bases 546 to 3497 code for a protein of 983 amino acids. Gene Ontology annotation, biological process: ubiquitin-dependent protein catabolic process; regulation of apoptotic process; protein ubiquitination.